GACGCUGUGGAACGAUGCGUCUCCAGUGAAGCAGCUCGCGGACACGCUAACGGCUACCCCUUUGUCUUCAAUGCUGCUGCCGGAUGCCCAAAAACUCGCGGACGACCCCACGAAGUAUGGAGCUCUGGCUGGUUCAGCCUUGGAUGCUUAUUUGCUCUCCGGUGGAUCCUGCGCCUCCCUGGCCAUUGCCUCGGAUGCGGGCUUUGGGGCAAACCUGGAUGGCGAGACCAUCGAGGGCGUCAGUAACUUCGGCAGUGCCCUCCGCGGCCUCACUGGCUCUGUUCCGGACGCGGGAUCUGACACCACCUGUACGCCUGCUACCGGGAAGGCAACAUGCACAACUGCAGACCCAGUCUGUGAAGCUGGCAACAAUUUGAUGGAUUUGAAGCUGAAACUGCGCGAUGGGAACAUCUUCAAGUGCUGGGAGUUCACGAAAAACAACGCGAUGUGCAACGUGAACACGCAGAACGGCAUGGGACCAGGUGGGUCGAACGGCUGCCUCGUGAAUGGUGCGAUGGAAACGAGGCAGUACGACUGCAAUAUCGACGACUUUUCCCAAAUGGUCUCAGGGUACUACGCUUCCGCUCUCCAGACGGCCUUCCAAGACUUAGACGCCAAGACGGCCAGCCUCAUGGACGACAUUUCCGCAGAUCUCAAAGUUCUGGUCAAUGACAAGGUGAUACGUAAGAUCACCAACGUGGCCAAUGGCUUGACAUGUGGUUUCCUGGGCGAUGCCUAUCAAGG
This is a messenger RNA of Cladocopium goreaui, 744 nucleotides long. Lineage: Eukaryota; Dinophyceae; Suessiales; Symbiodiniaceae. The record is from the annotation of a GenBank genome assembly.